AGAGCGUCCUCCCGGCCGGCAGGUGCCGGUGGCGGCGGCGGCGGCGGCGGGGCCGGGCGGCGGUAACGGCCCCGGCGGAGCGAGGCGGCCCGGCCCGGCCCGCAGAUGCCGUGAGCCAUGUCGGACGAGAAGCCCCCGCAGCUGGUGGACUACUUCGUGGUGGCCGGACUGACGGACGCCUCGCGGCCGCUGGAGGACGAGAACCAGCAGCAGCGCCCGGCCCGGCCCAGCGAGCCCAUCACCGACGUGGCCGUCAUCAUCCGCUCGCAGGGCGAGGAGGUGCCGCACGGCUUCACCUGCAUCGAGGCCACCACCUCAGGGCACCCCGUGGACCUCAACGCCGGGCUGCUCAACAACCCGCAGAUGUUCAUCUGCUACAAGCGGGGCCGGGACAAGCUGCCCCUCAUCGAGCUGGGGGUGCACUACGAGGGGAAGGACCGUCCCAAGCCGGGCUACACCAUCCUGGACACGACGCCCUACAGCCGCUCGGCCAACCUCAACUCGGGGGGCCCGGGGCACCAGCGCACCUUCCUGGUGUACCGGCGGGCGGCCGAGCCCCAGGGCCACAACGCGCUGGGGGUGACCGACAUCUGCCUCAUCAUGCCCAGCAAGGGCGAGAGCACCCCGCACACCUUCUGCCGCGUGGACAAGAACCUCAACACCAGCAUGUGGGGCCCGGCCUUGUUCCUGUGCUACAAGAUCGCCAUGGCCAAGGCCAACACGCUGGUGUACGAAGCAGGGCUGCUGGGGCGCUACCCCGAGCAGGACAGUGAGUCCUUCCCGCUGCCCGAGUCCGUGCCCGUCUUCUGCCUGCCCAUGGGCGCCACCAUCGAGAGCUGGCCAGCCGACACCAAGUACCCGCUGCCUGUCUUCUCCACCUUCGUGCUGACCGGCGCCUCGGGCGACAAGGCGAGGUCUACGGGGCCUGCCAUCCAGUUCCACGAAGCCUUCGCCCGCGAGCGGCUGUCGGAGAAGCAGCGGCUGCGGCUGGGGCUGCUGAGCGUGGUGGACCGGCGGCCCAUCGGCGGCCGCUCGGUGCAGACCCGCAAGAGCAUCUGCGUCCUCUCCCACUGGCCCUUCUUCGACGUCUUCCGCAAGUUCCUCAUGUUCAUCUACCGCUACUCCAUCUCGGGGCCCCACGUGCUGCCCCUGGAGACGCACAUCUCGCACUUCAUGCACAACGUCCCCUUCCCGUCCCCGCAGCGCCCGCGCAUCCUGGUGCAGAUGUCCCCGUACGACAACCUGCUGCUGUGCCAGCCCGUGUCCUCCCCGCUGCCGCUCAGCGGGGCCAGCUUCCUGACGCUGCUGCAGAACCUGGGAGCCGACAACGCGGUGACGCUGCUGGUGGCCGUGCUGACCGAGCAGAAGCUGCUCAUCCACUCGCUGCGCCCCGACGUGCUCACCAGCGUGGGCGAAGCCCUGGUCUCGAUGAUCUUCCCCCUGCGCUGGCAGUGCCCCUACAUCCCGCUGUGCCCGCUGGCGCUGGCUGACGUGCUGAGUGCCCCCGUGCCCUUCGUUGUAGGCAUCCACUCCAGCUACUUCGACCUCCACGAGCCCCCCAAGGACGUCAUCUUCGUCGACCUGGACACCAACAACAUCUUCCAGAGCGAGGAGCGCAAGCUGCUGUCCCCGCGGGCGCUGCCCCGCCGGCCCUGCAAGGUGCUGCUGGCCUCGCUGCACAGCCUGUCCCAGCAGCUGCACGAGAUGUACAACAAGCCGGUGGAGGAGGCGUCGCUGGAGUUCCUGCUGACCGACUACGACCUGGUGUACGGGCGGCGCAAGCAGCUGGAGCUGGAGAUCCGGGCGGCGUUCCUGCGCUUCAUGGCCUGCCUGCUCAAGGGCUACCGCUCCUUCCUGCAGCCCAUCGCCCCCGCGCCCCCUGAGAAGAGCCGCGAGACCGCCAACCUCUUCCUGCUGCAGGGCUUCCUGAAGUCGCGGGAGCGGGCCUACCAGAAGUUCUACGGGCAGCUGCUGCGCACGCAGCUCUUCACGCAGUUCAUCGAGGACUGCUCCUUCGCCAGCGACCGCUACACCUGCCUUGAGUUCUUCGACAGCUGCGUGGACAAGGUGCAGGUGGAGCUGGAGAAGCCGGAGGACGUCCCCUUGAUGGAGCUGGACGACUCGCACGGCAGCGAGCACACCGUCUUCAUCAUGCCCCCCGAGGAGCCCACCGGCCCCGACGGCAGCGAGCUGCCCGCCUCCUACUGCUACGACGGCUUCCCCACGCUGCGCCCCGAGCUGCUGGAGCCCGCGCAGGACCUGCUGAUGGCGCAGCUGUGCCAGGCGCGGAGCAGCGCGCCCAGCAGCCCGGCCCCGCGCCGGACCAAGCAGGAGAUGAAGGUGGCCCAGCGCGUGGCGCAGAAGUACUUCGGGGUGCCCGACAUGUGGGCCAAGUGCCUGCUGGGCCACUGCUACGGGCUGUGGUUCAUCUACCUGCCCACCCACGUGCGCGCCGCCCCCUCCAAGGUGCGGGCGCUGCAGCUGGCCUACGAGGUGCUGCGCAAGAUGGAGACCCACAAGGUGGUGCUGCCCGACGAGGUCUGCUACCGCAUCCUGAUGCAGCUGUGCGGGCAGUACGGCGAGCCGGUGCUGUCGGUGCGGGUGCUGCUGGAGAUGAAGCGCGCCGGCAUCGUCCCCAACACCAUCACCUACGGAUACUACAACAAGGCGGUGCUGGAGAGCAAGUGGCCGGCCAGCACCCAGGGGGGGCGGCUGCGCUGGGCCAAGCUGCGCAACGUGGUGCUGGGGGCGGCGCAGUUCCGGCAGCCCCUGCGGCAGCGGCAGCGGCAGGCAGGUGAGCUUGGGGGGGCUACGGAACGGGGGGGGGGGGGACAGCGAUGGGGGUGCCGCCCCCGCUGCCACCCCCUCCUUGUCCCCGUGCAGAGCUCCAGGAGCCCCCCGCGCCCCCCCCGGCCCCGCGCCGCCCUGCAGCGCCAAACCACCUGGGCCGGCCGCAGCCUGCGGGACCCCCCCCGCGGCCCCCAGCUGGUGAAGAGCGGCAGCCUCAGCUUCCCCCGCGCCGAAGCCACCACUUUGGAAGCCGGAGUCGGACAGAUGCUGCGAGCCCUGGGCGCGCCGGAGCCCCCCCGGGUGCGGGACGCGGCGCCUGCCUCGGCCGAGGGCAGCCUGUCAGACGUCAGCUUCGCCACCGACGAGAGCGAGCGGGCGGACGAAGCGGGGGCGGCGGGGGCCGGCGGGGGCCGACGGGAGGCGGAGAGCGGGGGCACGCCGCGGCGGGGGCUGGCAGCCAAGCUGCAGCAGCUGCUGUCCCCCGGCAAGCGACCCUCCAGCGGGACCGGGACCCCCCCCCAGCGCCGCAGCCCCAUGGACACCCUGCUGCACCCCCGGGAGCGCCCCGAGUCCACCGCCUCCGAGAGCUCCGUCUCGCUGGGCAGCGAGUUUGACUUCUCGGAGACGUCGCUGGGCAGCCACAAAGCCGCGGAGCCCCCCGGGGACGUGGCGCAGGAGCCCCCCGCUGUGGAGGUGCUGCUGUCCAGCUGCUCGCGGUGCCAGGGCUGCGGCUCGCUGGUGUACGACGAGGAGGUGAUGGCAGGCUGGACCUCGGACGACUCCAACCUCAACACCACCUGCCCCUUCUGCGACCGCGCCUUCGUGCCCUUCCUCAGCAUCGAGAUCCUGGACUUCCAGCAGGCCCCCAGCGGGGCCGAGGACGGCUCCGUGCCCGCCCCGGCCACGCAGGGCCCCGUGCUCAGCGACCGCCACCGGUGCCUGGCGCUGGACGACGCCGAGCAGGAACCGGGACCUCCCCCGGGGCUGUGCAACGGCUGCGCGGAGCAGGCGGCGCGGGGCCCUCCGCGGCGGCAGGAGCGGGUGGCCUUCGCCUACCUGAGCCCGCUGGUGCUGCGCAAGGAGCUGGAGAGCCUGGUGGAGAACGAGGGCAGCGAGUGCCUGGCGCAGGCGGCGCUGGUGGACAGCCACCCCAUCCUCUACUGGAACCUGCUCUGGUACUUCCAGCGCCUGGGGCUGCCCAGUAACCUGCCGCGGCUGCUCCUGGGCUCGCAGCACGUGGCGGCCCCCCCGCAGGCGCAGCCGCCCGACGCCGCCGCCUCGGUCGGGGUGCGCUUGUUGUGGGACGUCCUCGUCCCCGAGCCCGACAGCGUCCCCCCGCUCUACGUGCUCUGGAGGUUUCACAGUAACGUCCCCGGCCGCCUGCAGGCCUGGCAGCACCACGAGCACCCCUUCUCGCUGGCCUUCCUGGAGGCCGUGCUGAGGCACGUGGGGCUGAGCGAGGUGCACAAGGCCAUCGCGCUCUUCCUCGACACGCCGCCCGCGCACGGCGGCCCCCGGCACACGCAGAGGAGCAUCUACAGGGAGAUCCUCUUCCUGAUGCUGGCGGCGCUGGGCCGGGAGCACACGGACAUCGCCGCCUUCGACAAGAAGUACAAGUCGGCCUACGCCAAGCUGGCGGGCAGCCUGGGCAAGGAGGAGCUGCGGCGGCGGCGGGCGCAGCCCCCCAGCUCCAAAGCCAUCGACUGCCGCAAGAGCUUCGGGGCCACCCUGGAGUGUUAG
Cygnus atratus (black swan) is the source of this 4530-nucleotide messenger RNA. It is a transcript of the gene DENND4B, whose product is annotated as DENN domain containing 4B. Gene Ontology annotation, biological process: regulation of Rab protein signal transduction. Gene Ontology annotation, cellular component: cytoplasmic vesicle. NCBI's taxonomy places the organism in Eukaryota, Metazoa, Chordata, Aves, Anseriformes, Anatidae. Gene Ontology annotation, molecular function: protein binding. The record is from RefSeq and is a predicted model, not a curated record.